CCGUAAGAUAGGUUCUUCCUACAUCGGCAUGAAGUUCUUCCAGAACAACAUUCAGCACUUAAAAGCAAGCCGUCUUCCUAUUGUUCCCUUCAGAUUUAUCUGAUCCCACAUCACAUCCUUACAAACAAUGCGUCUCUGCUUCGUCCUCGCCGUUAUUGCUGCGUUGACAGCGUCAAUAUUUGCCAGUCCCGUCGACAGCCGCAGUGAUGCUGAAGCUAGUCAUCAUUGUCACGUAUAUUGCAAUUGGGAACCCUGCUGCCAUGGAGAAAAAUGCAUGUUGUCAAGACAUCUGGGUAUGCGUGAAAGAUUGAGACUCUGGCAUGUCGCGGCAGCGAACCACCGUCGUGUUUCUGCUUUCGCAUCGGUGCUGUAUGGUUGGCACGAUGCGUGACUUAAUAGUGGUUUCUUGCCGAGUUGAUCAAUGUGCUUGCUUCUGAACAAAUUUCACUG
Messenger RNA from Suillus paluster, 450 nucleotides. RefSeq lists its product as uncharacterized. Bases 128 to 391 code for a protein of 87 amino acids. The record is from RefSeq and is a predicted model, not a curated record. NCBI's taxonomy places the organism in Eukaryota, Fungi, Basidiomycota, Agaricomycetes, Boletales, Suillaceae. The transcript is spliced from 2 exons.